GAGAGAGAGAGAGAAACUUGAGGAAAUCAUCAAAGAAGCAAUGGGUAAAGAUCUGAGCAACGAUCAAAUCUCUUCAAUGAAAGAAGCGUUCACUCUCUUCGACACAGAUGGUGAUGGCAAAAUCGCCCCGUCAGAACUAGGUAUCCUAAUGCGUUCAUUGGGUGGCAACCCGACCCAAGCCCAACUCAAAUCCAUAAUCGCUGAAGAGAAACUCAAUUCCCCAUUCGAUUUCAACCGAUUCCUUGAACUCAUGUCGAAACACCUGAAACCUGAACCAUUUGAUCGACAACUUCGUGAUGCGUUUAAGGUAUUGGAUAAGGAUGGAACCGGGUAUGUUGUGGUUGCGGAUCUAAAGCAUAUAUUGACGAGCAUUGGUGAGAAACUUGAGGCUUCGGAGUUUGAUGAGUGGAUCCGUGAGGUUGAUGUUGGAUCAGAUGGAAAGAUUAAGUAUGAGGAUUUCAUUGCCAGGAUGGUUGCCAAGUGAUGAGUAUGACUACCCUUUACCAUUUCAAUCCUUUAAGAAGAUUUUGUUAUUUGCAAUUCAUGCUUCUUCUUUUUUUUUCUUUUUCUAGGAAAUGUUUUAAUCAUGUAUCAUGAUUUAUGUUAACUCAAUUUCUGAUUGCACUUACUCCCUCCGUCCCAAAAUAAAUGUGUUUUAGCUCAUUUCACGCCCACUAUGAAAGACAAUAAAUACAAGGUGUAGAUACUAAGUUACCCCUAUUUAUUAGAUGUUUCUUGAGAAUUGAGCACCAUAAAAGAAGUAGGCAUAGUUGGAAACAAUUACUAUUUUUUGUCUAAAGGGACACUUAUUUUGCCAGGAUGGGGUGACCAAGUGAUUUCGCUUGUGAUUUGAAAUCUGUGGCUGUAAUAUUCAUUGGAUGAAAGCAAGAACCUGACUUUGAGUAAUUUUAGCUUGGUCUUUCAUUUGGCAUGUUCAAGUGCAUCUAAUUUGCAAUUUCCUAGGAUUGAUUUCGCUGUUUUUCACUUGUUAUUGUCAUUGAACAAUUUGUUAUUCAGAUGUUAUCCUGUAUGUGGUUUUUGGCAUGCUGAGACCCAUAAUCAUCUAGAACCUAAAAGUACAGUUGCUUCUUCCUUGGUGUAUAGUUUAGACGCUGUGUAACUUAAACUCGUCUUUUCAGUGUUUCUACUUUCGUUUA
Molecule: messenger RNA, 1157 nt
Organism: Lycium ferocissimum
Lineage: Eukaryota; Viridiplantae; Streptophyta; Magnoliopsida; Solanales; Solanaceae
Product: probable calcium-binding protein CML13
Exons: 2
Coding region: 41-484 (147 amino acids)
Cellular component (GO): myosin II complex
Molecular function (GO): calcium ion binding
Source: RefSeq, a predicted model, not a curated record